Durio zibethinus is the source of this 1461-nucleotide messenger RNA. RefSeq names its product benzyl alcohol O-benzoyltransferase-like. The record is from RefSeq and is a predicted model, not a curated record. NCBI's taxonomy places the organism in Eukaryota, Viridiplantae, Streptophyta, Magnoliopsida, Malvales, Malvaceae.
UAGCCAUGGCAUUGCUGCCAUCCAAUUCUCUAGUGUUUACGGUCCGUAGGCAUGAACCUGAGCUAGUGUUCCCAGCUAAGCCAACCCCUCGUGAGUGUAAAUUACUCUCGGACAUUGAUGACCAAGAAGGUCACCGAUUCCAAAUUCGAGGGAUGCAUUUUAAUCGGUACAACUCCUCCAUGCAAGGCAAAGACCCUGCCAAGGUUAUAAAGGAGGCACUGGCUCAAACCCUAGUGUUUUAUUAUCCAUUGGCUGGUAGACUAAGGGAAGGGCCAAACCGAAAGUUGACGGUUGAUUGUACUGGAGAAGGUGUCUUGUUUACUGAGGCUGAUGCUGAUGUUACGCUUGAAGAAUUUGGUGAUGUUGUUUACCCACCGUUUCCAUGUUCGGACGAACUUCUUUAUGAUGUCCCUGGCUCUAACGAAAUUCUAAAUUGUCCAUUGCUGCUAAUUCAGGUGACGCGCUUGAAAUGUGGGAGUUUCAUCUUCGCUCACAGGUUUAACCACACAAUGAGUGAUGGUGCUGGCCUAUCCCAAUUCAUGUCUGCUAUGGGAGAGAUAGCACGAGGUGCGCUUGCUCCCUCAACCCCACCGGUUUGGGAAAGGCACCUCCUGAAUGCUCGGGACUCACCACUCAUAACAUGUUUACACGACGAGUACGAUUCGGUUGGCACAUAUGGUACAAUUAUUCCAACAGACAACUUGGUUCGCCGCUCUUUUUUCUUCGGACCAACUCAAAUUUCAGCUCUUCGUAGAUUUGUCCCUGCAAACCUCCGCUGUUCAACAUUUGAUAUCUUAUCUGCAUGCGUUUGGCGUUGUCGUACACAAGCCUUGGGACUUGACCCUGACGAACAUAUUCGCCUUAUCUGCAUCGGUAAUGCUCGGUCCAAGUUUAAUCCUCCCUUGCCAUUAGGAUAUUAUGGGAAUGCACUUGGUAACCCAGCGGCUUCAACAACUGCAGGAAAGCUGUGCCAAAAUCCAUUAGAAUAUGCGUUAAAGCUAGUGAAAGAGGCCAAGACAAGGGUUACGGAAGAGUACAUGAAAUCAACGGCAGAUUUACUCGUGCUUAGAGGUCGGCCAAAUGUUAACUUGGUUGGGUCUUUCCUAGUGUCAGAUUUAACACGUGCCAAGUUCUUACAAGUUGAUUUUGGGUGGGGGGAGGCAGCCUUUUUUGGACCGGCCACUAGUUGGGAGCUAAUAAGCUUUCAUAUGCCGUCGAAGAAUGAGAAAGGAGAGGACGGCAUUGUGGUGCCGGUUAGCUUGCCAGCCCCAGCUAUGAAAAGCUUUGUGAAGGAGCUGGAUGGCUUGUUGAAGGAUGAGACAGCAACUGUUGGUGCAUGACGGUAACAUAUUUUAACUAAUUUUAACCAUAUUGGAUCAUUUGUAAAAUAAAUGCAUAACAACAGUUUACGCGAUUUAGUCACACUCGUUUGCUCUCAUGUCAAGUAGUUUAUACCAAACA